AUGACACUGGACCAGGCCACUCGCAAGUGCCACAGCCGAGAGGCUUUGGAGCAGGACGGCUGUUCGCAGUGUCACCUUGGCCGGGCCACGAAUGGCAGAACAUCGAUGUCGUCUGAUGAGGUAGUUAAUUCAUGGUGUUGGGUGAAGAGAUUUGAAGGUCGGUUCAACCAGAAGACGACAGCUGUCGAUUGGCUUUACUGGAACAUUUAUGAUGACGCUGUUUCCGAGGCAAUCUCCUUCGAUUCCGGCGAAAAGGUACACGAAACCCGAAGUGAUGGCUCAAAUUUUUCCCUUCUCAUCUCUUCCUUUGCUGUGUCUCUCUACCUCCAUCUCAUCGCUUAUGUCCCGUUCAUUCUCAGUCGUGGCAUCCCCGUUGGUGUCGCGAGUGGUCCGGGCGCAUGCAGGUUUAACGGAGUCUACUCCUCGUGGUUGUACCCUGCGAGACCCCUUCCACCGCCCAGCCUCAAUUGGCCUUUUCUCGUAGGCCCCUCUGGACGUGGUACAAGUCGAGACGACCUGUCGGGUAGUUUCCCACCCGAAUCUGUCGGCGUGGAAAAGGCUGUUAAAGCCAGUACAGCCCAGCAGAUCUCGAUGGAGUGCAGAGGCGUU
Protopolystoma xenopodis is the source of this 609-nucleotide messenger RNA. The record is from the annotation of a GenBank genome assembly. Lineage: Eukaryota; Metazoa; Platyhelminthes; Monogenea; Polystomatidea; Polystomatidae.